UUUUCUCCAUUAGAACUCUCUUCUUUGAACACAUCCACCUGCUUCUCCCCAGAACCUGAGGCUCAGAACUGAGUCCUAAGUGAGAACAGAGGUUCCGGGCAUGCUCGGUAACCAAAGCCAGGGUGUAAUUAACUGCUCCUGCCCUGACGCAGGGCCCUUACAGGUGGCAGGUAGCAGCGCUUCUGGGCAGAGACUUGCCCUGUCUUGUACAGCUGAACAUCUGCUUUCUGAGGCCAAUCUGACAUCCUUAUAACCCAAGUUUAUAAAGUGGGGAUGUCCGCAGUUUCCAAACAAUAAAACGGAGGGAAUUAUUUCGGAAAAAUUAAAAUGCCUGGCAGGAGAUUGUCAGAGUUCCACCUAUACACGUAUAUCAAGUUUUAAAUAACGCUGUGGUUAAGACAAAAAAGAGGACGGAGCCAGGGGUUGAGUAUAAAUGGUGCCCUACUUUGAACCUCAUUGGGUAGAUCAAAGAUUUUAAAAGGGUUUUCUGAAGUUGCCCAGCGCCUAGAAUUUCAAGGACCGUAUCCGCAGCCUCUUUCCUAAAGAGGGUGCGUUUCUGGGGGAGGUGAGUGCGCGCGCGCCAGGGGAGGGCCGGCCGCGGAGAGGGGCCAAGGCUCUCCCGAAUCAGCAGUCAGGGAGAGGCUCUGCGGGCGCCCACGGGGCAGAGGGGAGCGGGUCCGAGGGCCGGAGAAGGGGUCCGAGACGCGCAGAGGGGCUGUUAGCUAGGCGACCUGAAUGCCUUUGAUACCUGAAGCCGCAGCCUGCAGACGCUGAUAGCGGAUCCCGAGCGCACGCGGCCCUGAGCCUCCGGGGUUCUCCCCGCUGCUUACUCGGACCUCGGGCACAAGGACUGCUGAAGAAGAUGGGCAUGUGAACAAUGAGAAUGCUUGGCUCUUGCUCUUGCUUAGGCUGGAGUGCAGUGGUAUGAUUAUGGCUCACAGCAGCCUCAACCUCCUGGGUUCAAGUGAUCCUCCUGCCUCAGCCUCCUGGGUAGCUGGGACUACAGGUAAAUAACACCGACUGAGUUCCUACUGUGUAUCAGGCCAGGGCCAUGGUGUACAGCUGAGCAGGUUGCGCAGUGCACAGUUCCGGGAGCUGCAGUCACGGCCUCCACCCCAACCACCAUCCCUGGCCCAUCAGGCAUUUCCGUGUAUCAGCUUCAUCUGUCCAUGUGACAUCCACGUAAGGCAGCUCUGGUGUAAUGGAUCUGGCACUGGGCUUGGUGGCCUCAGAAGUUGAGGGAUUGAGGAGACUGAAGAAAGUUGAAGACAGUCUGAUGAGCUCAGCUGGUAGGCUCCACUAUCUCGCCAUGACAGCUGAAAAUUCCACUCCUGGAGACCUGGCUCCGGCACCCCUCAUCACUUGCAAACUCUGUCUGUGUGAGCAGUCUCUGGACAAGAUGACCACACUCCAGGAAUGCCAGUGCAUCUUUUGCACAGCUUGCCUGAAACAGUACAUGCAGCUGGCAAUCCGAGAGGGAUGUGGGUCUCCCAUCACUUGCCCUGACAUGGUGUGCCUAAACCAUGGGACCCUGCAGGAAGCUGAGAUUGCCUGUUUGGUACCUGCAGACCAGUUUCAGCUUUAUCAGCGCUUAAAAUUUGAAAGAGAAGUUCAUCUGGACCCCUACCGAACAUGGUGUCCUGUUGCAGACUGUCAGACAGUGUGCCCCGUUGCAUCGAGUGACCCAGGACAGCCUGUGCUGGUGGAAUGCCCUUCUUGCCACCUGAAAUUCUGCUCGUGUUGCAAGGAUGCUUGGCAUUCAGAGGUCUCCUGUAGAGACAGUCAGCCUGUUGUCCUGCCAACAGAGCACGGAGCCCUCUUUGGGACAGAUGCAGAAGCCCCCAUUAAGCAAUGCCCAGUCUGCCGGGUUUAUAUCGAACGCAAUGAAGGCUGCGCUCAGAUGAUGUGUAAAAACUGCAAGCACACGUUUUGCUGGUACUGUCUCCAGAACCUGGACAAUGACAUUUUCCUCAGACAUUAUGACAAAGGGCCAUGCAGAAAUAAACUAGGCCACUCGAGAGCAUCAGUGAUGUGGAACCGAACACAGGUGGUAGGGAUUCUCGUAGGCUUGGGCAUCAUUGCCUUGGUGACUUCACCUUUGCUACUCCUGGCCUCCCCAUGUAUAAUCUGUUGUGUUUGCAAGUCCUGUCGGGGCAAGAAGAAAAAGCACGACCCAUCCACAACCUAAAGGUUUCUGUGUUCACAUGCCCCAGAUGUGUGAAUUACAUGAGACGGCGCAGUGAUAAAGCCCCACUUAGUGACCUUGCCUCCUCCUCCUUGCCAACUUUGAAAGUGCCUCUGUUGACCUUGUCUGCCAGCCUUCAGCAUCGGGAAAGGCCAAAUCCUGGGUGUGCAUGUUCCUGUGUAACGAGAACUGGGCUUGACAGUCCAGCUGUGUCUAUGGAGCAUAUCGGGAGCUUUGGGGUUGCUUGGGAUGAAUGAACAUAUCAUUUUACCAUCCAAAGUAUCUCACUGGACUGUUCAACUUCCAGCCAAAUUCAAGGAGCUUGAGUGAACAUUUGAUGUAACCAGUGUGUUGUCGUAGUUGGCAAUGUGCAAAAUAACCGAGAAGCCAGAGCCUGUUCUGUGUCGAUUUGACUACCACGAGAAACACAGGAGAAACCCGAUAAGGAGGAGAAGCAUGAGACUGCAUAAGGAGAAAUCCUCGUAGGAGCUACAAAGCAAGCUGCUGAUCUCAGCAAUUGACAUGGUGGUUGUGCCUCUGCUGGCUACUGGGUGUGCUGUCCCCAAUGUUCCCACUAUGAUUUGGCAGAAACAUAAUAGGUUUCUCCUGUAUGAACUCAGUUUCAAGAAGGAGAAACUGCCGUGCAGAGGGAGUUGUCCUUUUUCAGUCAAAGAGUUGCAGCCUGUUAAACGAUAUGGUGUAAUUUAGUGUCUCUCCCUUGGCAAGUGUAAGUUUUCUGAGUUGGCCAGCUUGUCUCUUACAGCUGGUAGUUUUGGUCUACAAAAUUGUUUCAUACAAAAUACAGGUAGAGUGAUAGUUUCAAAACUUUUGUCAUAGGUAACUGGGACCUUUCUAGGAGUCUGUGUUCACACAUCCAGUAGAUUUGGAAUCAGGCCUAAGAGUACACAUGGAAGUAAAUAUUAAAGUGUGUAUCAUGUACAUCUAGAAUCCAUGUGACUUGCAGCCUACCUGUAAUUUCUAUCCAUUGAGCAUGCAUGGAUAUACCCAAUAGCACACACAAAAUAAAUGUUUACUUAAAAGCCAUUCUAUCCUUCUGUGACUGAAAUGGUUUAUUGCAAAUCUGCCUAAAGAUUUUUUGCAUAUUAUAUAUGUGAAUUUUGGUUGUAAGUUCAUAACUUACCCAAGGGCAUAGACUCCUAACUCUUUUAAAACAGUGCUUAGGACAAUAUCCUGCCAUCUCUGUUUGUGAAAACACUAAUGGAUAAGUGAGUCGUUUAUGUUUUCAAACACAGAGCAGCUCUGCUCAGCACAAUUUACUGCUCUUUCAGCAUCUGUUAGGACAGUCUGAAUACUUUCUAUGUUAUAAGGCCCUGAUAAAACAACAAAAACACGUAAGAAAUAAAAUAGAAACGCUUUAUAUAUUUUAGUUUAAAUUUAUCACCUCAUUGUUACUUUUUUUCCAUUAUGCCAUGAGUCAGAUUUGAAUAACGAGGUUUUGAAAGAAUAAAACCUUUUCUCCAAUGACAGGAUUACGUAUCUGCUAUUGGCAAUGCAGCCUGGUGAUUUAUGAGACCUAUGCUAAAUGUUACUGGAGAGUGCUUGAAGCCAGGGGUGCCAUAUCAGGAACUGUUCAGGAUCUACGGUAUUUUCUGAGGUAACUGGGUAAUAGAAUAUCAAAUUGCUGCUAUCUCUGACCUAUUAUUAAAGGAUGAUGCUUUGCCUAUGUAAUAGGAUGUAUCCUAAGUGGGGAUGUGUAUAUUUAAGGAACUUUAAUUCACAUGUAUAUAUUGAUAUCUGAUGUAUUUGUAGUACAUCUAUUGGUCAUGUACAUUUUAAUUUACAUGUUAUAUAGAAUAUAGAUGAGAACUCUGGGAAAACUUGGGAAGGGCAACGAACCAAAAUUAUUUUUAAUCAUUUAUUAGAAAUUUCUCAAUAUUGUGUCUUUGUUUUCUUUUGAAACUCUAAAUACUUCAGAAAAAAAACUCUAUCAGUGUAAUUCAUAUAAUUAUAGAUUUACAUAUAUUUGAAUAGUUAAUUUGCUUUUUACACAGAGCCUACUGCCUUGUUAUAGGUAAAAGGCAUUUGUAACUGCUCAGGGGAUUACAGGAACUCAGCUGCAACUGAAUUUUUGUAACAAGCAUGUUAAUAGUGGCAAUAUCCUCUGUUAGUAAACUCUUUAAGCUUGGUGCCACUAAGAGUCUUUAAACAGAGGCUGAUUUUGAGUAACCUAAAAUACUUUGUUAUCAGAGGAUGGGAGAAAUAUAUAUGCUAUUUCCUUGGCAAAUUGAAGGAAUUUGCUGCCUUACAGAGAUAGUAUCACCGAAUUAGCUGCUUACUUUUUGGCCAGGGCUAGGGAGUGCGGGUUGUUUGUCAAACUGUUUUUCAAGAACUGGAUUUAAUUUUUUUUUUUUUUAUGUUGAGAAGUGCCUGAAAAAUGGUAAAUUCUUUUGAAAUGUGUGUGAGAUUGUCAGAAUCAACAAAACCAGGCUAGUUAAACAUAUCUGGUGCCCUAGAGACUGUUUACAAAGGAGAGAGCUGGCAACGUGUUUUUUUCUUUUUUUUGGACAAGGUCUCUCUUUGUCACCCAGGCUGGAGUACAGUGGCGUGAUCAUGGUUCACUGCAACCUCUGCCUCCUGGGCUCAAGUGAUCCUCCCACCUCAGCUUCUUGAGUAGCUGGGAUUACAGGCACACACCACUACGCCUGGCUAAUUUUUGUAUUUUUUGUAGAGAUGGGCUUUCUCUCUAUUGCCCAGGCUUGUCUCAAUCUCCUGGGGUCAAGCGAUCCACCCACCUUGGCCUCCCAAAGUGCUGGGAUUGAAGGCAUGUGUGUCACCAUGCCUGAGAGCUGACGAUUUUAACCAACAACUUUGAUAACAGAGGCUGAUAUUCUUGUUUUAGUUAAUUGGCCAGAGACAGAGUUUACCCACGCUUCCUCUCUCAGUCUGCCAGAUUUGUUCUUUCCUAGUGAUUCUCUUUCUGUAUUAAGAGGAAGUAUGAGGUAUCCAUAUGGAUGUUUGGAUGCUAUGGCAAGAAUCUUUUUGUGUUUAGAGUGUAGAAAUAAAAAAAUCCAUCACCAAACUGUAAUCUGGAUGUAAUAGCCCAGCAUCCGGAAAUCCUAUGGGAUGUUAUUAUAACAACGUCUUGCCAUUGUCCCAUCUAGGAAAUUUUCCCUUGUUUUGAGGUAGGGAAGUGAGGAGAAAAGCCACGUGGAAGCAAAUGUUAGAAUCUUAGGUGUCCUAUUUGUUCAUGCCAUGGGUAUUUGCUUUGGACUUGGAGUCUGUACUUUGAAAGAGGCCUUUGAACAAUAAUUCAGUGUGAAUUUUCUUGUAGCAUUCUUCAUGAAAAUAUUGCCCAGGUUUGCAAGUGUACAUGUUUAUUUGAAUGUAAAUCACUGUUUCUUGGAACCCUAUGUUUUUUCUUAAAAAUUAUUCUGAAUCUAAAUAUGUAUUACUUUAGCCUUCCUUACACAAUACUUAUAAAAGACUUUUCUUUCUGUUCAUGAGUGGAUGCCUGUAUGUGAUAGUUGUGUGUAUGUGUGUAGCUUUCAGGACAAUUUCAGAAAUGCAUUAGAUGAAUGACAUUUUAUAAAGCGAUCACAAUUGAUUUCUACAGGCUAUUAUGUCUCAUGUUGAUUCAUGAUCCAGGAAGUUUUAUGUAUUUAAAAAAUUGCUAUUGUAUUGUAUUUUUCCAAUGUUGGGGGAAGAAAAUAGUUGUUUUAGUGUCUCUAGCCACAAUAAAUGUGAGCAGGAAAUUAA
Messenger RNA from Callithrix jacchus (white-tufted-ear marmoset), 5902 nucleotides. RefSeq names its product ring finger protein 144B (gene RNF144B). Gene Ontology annotation, molecular function: zinc ion binding; ubiquitin-protein transferase activity. NCBI's taxonomy places the organism in Eukaryota, Metazoa, Chordata, Mammalia, Primates, Cebidae. Gene Ontology annotation, biological process: protein ubiquitination. The record is from RefSeq and is a predicted model, not a curated record.